AUGCCGGAUGGUGGAGAGGGGGCGGGGGCGGGGACGGGGAGCGGCGGGGGCGGGCCGCACCACAGGGGCAGCUGCACGUUGCGCCGCGCGCUCUUCUCCGCAGCCACCACCAGAAAGACCCGCGCGACAACGGACGCCUGGACACGCACCGUGGAGAAUAGGUUGGCACACCUGACAAAGAUAACCAUGUAUAGGGUUCAACACAGAUUACAUUGCAUUGUAAAAACGCAAUUUGAGAAAAUAUGGAAAGCAACAUUGUUGUCUGUAACAAGCAACGAAGUAAAAAGUUACGCAGAAAAAUCCGCUCUCUUCUGGACCUCCCUUCUUCUCGACCAAGGAGUUCUGUCUUCUGGACCAAGUAGGCGGCAGCAGAAGUUGAAAAAAGCGCAAAUCUUCAAACAAAGAUUGGCCGCAAGGCACUCAAGCAUUCAUGAGGAUGAAGAGUGCAAUAGAAAACACUUUGUUUGGUGAAAAUGGUGUUUACAUCAGUGUAUGACGAGGGAUCACAAUUGUUUGGAUCUAUUAAAGUGACAAAUGUGCAUGUUAAUGAAAUGUACAAGUCUGUGCAUUAUACUAUCAAGUUUGGAAACCUUUAAAGUAUUCUUUGCCAUUUUCAAGGAAAAAUGAAAAAAUAUUAUCUCUGACUACUUGUUAUUUUGAAAUGCUUGAGAACUAUUGAGAAUAAUUACUCAUAUUUGUGGCGGAGAAUAAAAACAUAAAGUAUGAAAAAUGCUUUGUUUUAAGAAUAGAUAUGUUUAAUGUAAAAAAAUAUUUUCCCUCAAAAUUAAUUCAUGUCUGAAGAUGGAUUAAUAGAAUAAGAUCAUGUACAGUUUUUAGAAAACAUUAACCGGUUUUGUUGAAUUUUGCGCCAAAUAUAUUUUUUUCAAAAGGAUUCCAUUUUUUCGAACAUAGCAAUGGUAGAAUAGUAUGGGCGUAAGAAUUGUUUCAUUUUCUUUGAACUUGAUGAAAAUUGCAAAAAGUAUCUUUGAAAGACUUCAAUAUUGAUGGUAGUGAUUUUUUAAUUAGUGAAAUCUGUUCUAAAAAGUAACCUUUAUAUAAGGCCAUGUAGAAUUAAAAAAACAAGUGUUUGCGUAUUUUGUCUUGAGGGAAAUAAAAUUAUAAGUUCU
This is a messenger RNA of Gryllus bimaculatus (two-spotted cricket), 1127 nucleotides long. The record is from the annotation of a GenBank genome assembly. Lineage: Eukaryota; Metazoa; Arthropoda; Insecta; Orthoptera; Gryllidae.